AACGUAACGAACCCGGAAACUGGAGCAAAAACGUUGCACGUCGUAUUUAUUUAUUUUUUUUUUUUACUUUUUGAACGCGCCCCUGAGUCUGACAGCCACGAGGUUAACGAACCACAACAACACAGUGCUCGCGUGACUCGCAUUGGUCCACAGGUGAUUAUCGGGGAUUGGCUGUAAGCUGCUUUUAGUGACAGGUAAACAUUUUCGGAAACUGGGACAACGACAUGUCUUCCACCGAACAGAAGAGGAGCAGACUGUGAGGGAACGACCAACAAGUAAAUGUACACCUGUCAAACUGAGGCGGAGCAGACAUGGUGGAGGUUUUCACGGGGCGGACGCUCCUCAACAAGGACGGGGAUUUAAUUGACCCAGACGAGGCGUUAAAGAACAAAGUAGUGGGGAUCUACUUUUCUGCCGGCUGGUGUCCGCCAUGUCGAGACUUCACUCCCAUUCUGUGUGACUUCUACACGGAGCUGGUGGAGGAGAGCGAACCUCCUGCUCAGUUUGAGAUCGUCUUUGUUUCGUCUGACAAAUCCAGCGACGAUAUGGUUGAAUAUUAUCAUGACAUGCACGGAGACUGGCUGGCUCUGCCCUGGACGGAUGACUACAAACAUGAGUUGAAGCAUCGCUACAAGAUCACCGCGGUGCCCAAACUGGUGAUCGUGAAGGAGAAUGGCGACGUGAUCACAGACAAGGGCAGGAAGCAGAUCCGAGAUCGAGGCCUGUCCUGCUUCACGACCUGGUUGGACGCAGCCGAAAUCUUUCAGAACUUUAAGGGUUAGGAAAACGAGAGGAACACAUCAGUCCCCUCCUUUUUUACAGAUACACACACACGGGCUUCCGUAAAGUAACCUGCAGCGAGAGCUAAGCUAAACCAAAGUCAAGUCAUUUUAUUCUCAUGUUUCACAUCAGUCCAGUGGAUCACGUCCACGUGGUCACACGAGAUCAUAUUAUAUUUGUGUUCCACAGAUUUUAGUUUUUGUCUUGAAAUCAAACAUUCUAUGCAUUUAAGACAAAUCUCAGGCUUGUUUAAUGUGGUUUAUAUGUGAAAAAUGCUCUUAAUGAUCAAUAAUAGAAGUUAGACAGUCGUAUAUAGGUUUAUGUUCUUUACAAACUUAUACAUUUAUUAAGCAUGAAACUGAAUCUUGCUUUUAGUAAAUAUCUUGCCUUUGUAUAUUCCCGAAAGUUUGACUUGUAGGACGCCUUUGAGCUGCCUUUACGUUUUUACAUUUUCUGAGCUGCUAAAACCUGUCUAAUAUAUAUACAAAUAAGUAUAUAUAUAUAUGUAUGUAUGUAUGUAUAUAUAUAUAUAUAUAUAUAUAUAUAUAUAUAUAUAUAUAUAUAUAUAUAUAUAUAUAUAUGUGUAAGAUUUUCUACACAGAUAUAUUCUUAUUUGUCUGUCAUGGUGUCAUGAAAGCUCAGUGUACGCCCCACCCAUGGUUUGUAAGCACAAUUAUUCCCCCUUUGCCUUGUUAGGAGGCAGAAAGCCCACAGGACAAUGUUUCCAACAUGCUGGCACAUUCACAUCAUUGGCCCCUAAUUGGCUUUGUCCCUUGUGUGCGCUGGCACUGCUGUUAUUACUUUGCACAUUAAAAACAUCCAACAUUGUAA
This is a messenger RNA of Solea solea (common sole), 1611 nucleotides long. RefSeq names its product nucleoredoxin like 2 (gene nxnl2). The transcript has 2 exons. Lineage: Eukaryota; Metazoa; Chordata; Actinopteri; Pleuronectiformes; Soleidae. The record is from RefSeq and is a predicted model, not a curated record. Gene Ontology annotation, biological process: photoreceptor cell maintenance; sensory perception. The coding region runs from base 312 to 782 and encodes 156 amino acids.